Molecule: messenger RNA, 4488 nt
Organism: Alosa sapidissima (American shad)
Lineage: Eukaryota; Metazoa; Chordata; Actinopteri; Clupeiformes; Clupeidae
Gene: copa
Product: COPI coat complex subunit alpha
Exons: 29
Coding region: 199-3870 (1223 amino acids)
Biological process (GO): retrograde vesicle-mediated transport, Golgi to endoplasmic reticulum; intracellular protein transport; endoplasmic reticulum to Golgi vesicle-mediated transport
Cellular component (GO): COPI vesicle coat
Molecular function (GO): protein binding; structural molecule activity
Source: RefSeq, a predicted model, not a curated record
UGAUGAGUGUACGUCGACGUGUCAGCUAAGGAAGUGGUUGGCUGUAGCCUUCCAGCAAGCGAAAUCUAACAAGAAAGGACCUGGCGUAGCACUCUUAAGACGCAAAUAGUAGAUGAAACAUUGUUAAAUCUUAACUCUUUUUUUAAUAAAUUAUUUUCUCAAAUCAUCGUUGGUGGAAGUGUAACAACGUCUUUUAAGAUGUUAACCAAAUUUGAGACGAAAUCGGCUCGUGUUAAAGGGCUCAGUUUCCACCCAAAGAGACCAUGGAUUCUUGCCAGCUUGCACAACGGAGUCAUUCAACUGUGGGAUUACCGCAUGUGCACCUUGAUUGACAAAUUCGACGAGCAUGACGGCCCGGUCAGGGGAAUUGACUUUCACAAGCAGCAGCCCUUGUUUGUGUCUGGCGGCGAUGACUACAAAAUCAAGGUAUGGAACUACAAGUUAAGGCGAUGCCUGUUCACACUGCUCGGACACCUCGAUUACAUCCGGACUACCUUUUUCCAUCAUGAGUAUCCCUGGAUUUUGAGUGCGUCAGAUGACCAAACCAUCCGCAUCUGGAACUGGCAGUCUCGUACUUGUGUCUGUGUCCUGACGGGCCACAAUCACUAUGUGAUGUGUGCUCAGUUCCACCCCUCAGAGGACCUGGUGGUGUCUGCUAGCCUGGAUCAGACUGUGCGCGUGUGGGAUAUCUCUGGUUUGAGGAAGAAGAACCUCUCGCCCGGCGCCGUGGAGACAGAAAUCCGAGGCCUCACAGGGGUGGAUUUGUUUGGGGCGUCGGAUGCCGUAGUAAAACACGUUCUCGAGGGUCAUGACCGCGGGGUCAACUGGGCCGCCUUCCAUCCCAGCAUGCCUCUCAUUGUCUCAGGAGCAGACGAUCGUCAGGUCAAGAUCUGGAGGAUGAAUGAGUCCAAGGCAUGGGAGUUAGACACCUGCAGAGGACAUUACAACAACGUGUCCUGCGCUGUCUUCCACCCCCGCCAGGAGCUCAUCCUGUCCAACUCGGAGGACAAGAGCAUCCGCGUGUGGGACAUGUCCAAGAGGACUGGGGUGCAGACCUUCCGCAGGGACCAUGACCGCUUCUGGGUGCUGGGAGCUCACCCUAACCUCAACCUCUUUGCCGCAGGCCAUGACAGUGGGAUGCUGGUGUUCAAGCUGGAGAGGGAGAGGCCAGCUUACUCUGUGUACGGCAACAUGCUGUACUAUGUGAAGGACCGCUUUCUGCGCCAGCUGGACUUCAACAGUAGCAAGGACACCGCUGUCAUGCAGCUGCGCAGUGGCUCCAAGUUCCCCGUGUUCAGCAUGUCUUACAACCCAGCUGAGAAUGCCGUCCUGCUGUGCACUAGAGCGACGAAUCUGGAGAACAGCACCUAUGAUCUCUACUCCAUCCCACGUGAAAGUGACUCCCAAAACCCUGAUGCUCCUGAAGGCAAGCGUUCCUCUGGUCUUACGGCUGUCUGGGUGGCCAGGAACAGGUUUGCCGUUCUGGACCGCAUGCACUCUCUGCUGAUCAAGAACCUGAAGAAUGAGAUUGUGAAGAAGGUGCAGGUCCCGAGCUGUGAGGAGAUCUUCUACGCUGGGACUGGCUCCCUGCUGCUGCGCGACGCCGACGGAGUCACGCUGUUUGACGUGCAGCAGAAGCGCUCGCUCGCCACCGUCAAGAUCGCCAAGGUCAAGUACGUGGUGUGGAGUGCCGAUACCAGCCACGUGGCCCUGCUGGCCAAACACGCCAUCAUGAUCUGCAACAGGAAGCUGGAGAGCCUGUGCAACAUCCAUGAGAACAUCCGCGUGAAGAGCGGCGCCUGGGACGAGAGUGGGGUCUUCAUCUACACCACCUCCAACCACAUCAAAUACGCCCUCACCUCAGGUGAUCACGGCAUCAUCCGCACGCUGGACCUGCCCAUCUAUGUGACGCGUGUGCGGGGGAACAGUGUGUACUGCUUGGACCGUGAGUGCCGCCCUCGUGUGCUCAACAUUGACCCCACCGAGUAUCGCUUCAAACUGGCCCUGGUCAGCCGCAAAUACGAGGAGGUGUUGCACAUGGUGCGCAAUGCCAAGCUGGUUGGCCAGUCUAUCAUCGCAUACCUGCAGAAGAAGGGAUAUCCGGAGGUGGCGCUGCACUUUGUGAAGGAUGAGAAGACCCGCUUCAGCCUGGCUCUGGAAUGUGGCAACAUUGAGGUGGCGCUGGAGGCUGCAAAGGCCCUGGAUGACCGCAGCUGCUGGGAACGCCUGGGAGAGGCCGCACUGCUGCAGGGUCACCACCAGGUGGUGGAGAUGUGCUACCAGAGGACCAAGAACUUUGACAAGCUGACCUUCCUCUACCUAAUCACCGGCAACUUGGCCAAGCUCCGCAAGAUGAUGAAGAUCGCUGAGAUCAGGAAAGACAUGAGUGGACACUACCAAGGAGCCUUGUAUCUGGGCGACGUCAGUGAGCGAGUGCGCAUCCUGAAGAACUGUGGACAGAAGUCUCUGGCCUAUCUGACCGCUGCCACCCACGGCCUGGACGAGGAGGCUGAGGCCCUGAAGGAGACCUUUGACCCCGAGAAGGAGAUGAUUCCUGAGGUGGACUCCAAUGCCCAGCUGUUGCAGCCCCCACCUCCCAUCAACCCCCUGGACACCAACUGGCCCCUGCUCACCGUCUCCAAGGGCUUCUUUGAGGGGGCCAUUGCUGCCAAAGGUAAAGCCGGUCAGAUGGCUGCAGAAAUGGAUAUGGAAGCUCCAGGAGGAGAAGGGUGGGGAGAGGAUGCUGAACUGCACAUGGAUGAAGAUGGCUUUGCUGAUGCCCAGGAUGUGUUGGGUGAUGAGGCCGGCGUGGGGAAAGGAGAGGGAGGCGGCUGGGAGGUGGAAGAGGAUCUGGACCUGCCCCCAGAGCUGGAGCUGCCUGCUGGAGCUGGAGGCGGAGCUGAAGAUGGCUUCUUUGUGCCGCCCACCAAGGGCAUGAGCCCCACCCAGAUGUGGUGCAACAACUCCCAGCUGGUCGUGGACCACCUUCUGGCCGGAUCCUUCGAGACUGCCAUGAGGCUCCUGCAUGACCAGGUGGGCGUGGUGUGCUUCGAGCCCUACAAGCAGCUGUUCAUGCAGACGCUGUCACGCGGACGCACCGCCUACCUGGGACUGCCCUCUCUGCCCUGCCUGCGCGGCCACCCACUGCGCAACUGGAAGGACGGCGGUGCCAAGGGUGGCCUGCCGGCCGUAGGCCUGCGUCUGGCCGACCUCAUCGCCCGCCUGCAGCAGUGCUACCAGCUGACCACGGCCGGACGCUUCGAGGAGGCCGUUGAGCGCUUCCGUGUCAUCCUACUUUCCGUGCCGUUGCUGGUGGUGGACAACAAGCAGGAGAUUGCUGAGGCUCAGCAGCUCAUCACCAUCUGCAGAGAGUACAUUGUUGGGCUCACCAUGGAAACAGAAAGGAAGAAGCUGCCAAAAGACACCCUUGACCAACAGAAGCGGCUGUGUGAGAUGGCGGCGUACUUCACACAUUGUAACCUGCAGCCCGUUCACAUGGUGCUAGUGCUUCGUACAGCUCUCAACCUCUUCUUCAAGCUACGCAACUUCAAGACUGCAGCGGGCUUUGCACGGCGCCUGCUCGAACUCGGUCCUAAACCCGAGGUGGCACAACAGACCAGAAAGAUUUUGGCGGCCUGUGAGAAGACUCUGACAGACACCCACCAGCUGAACUACGACCCCCACAAUCCCUUUGACCUGUGCGCCGCCUCGUACACGCCACUCUACCGUGGCCGGCCGGUGGAAAAGUGCCCCCUGUCUGGAGCCUGUUACUGCCCCACAUACAAGGGUCAGGUCUGCAGGGUCACACAGGCAACGGAGAUUGGAAAGGAUGUGAUUGGUCUGCGUGUGAGCCCUCUGCAGUUCCGCUAGAGGAAUGAGAAGGGAAGGCAGCAGGUCCCUCUGACGGUGUGCGUGCCCAGGCUCGUAGCUGAUGGAGGUCACGAAAACGUAGUGUGAUUGGUCGUGGGAUGUACGUAAACUGGCACAUUUGAUUAUGUCAGAAAAUGUAAUGCCUUGUUUGUCCCUUCUGGCUUCCCUUCCUUCUCCUUGUCUAUCCCGGUUUCCACACCCCUCUACAUUUACCAGAAGUGGCUCUAUUGAGCUCUAGUCCUACAGUAGAGAUGGGACCUCCAUUUGUACAUUAUCAAAUACACAUAACCCUUCUUCCUGUCUAUACAAAUCCUGGCUAACCAUCUGUUUGUAUGCCUGACACCCAUGUAUUUAUCAAAUGUGUUUAGAAAGCUGUUCUGGACACAAGGAAUCUUAACCUUUACACGUAGAUUUAAUGCUCCAAGUGAAAUGUUAAGUAAUGUGUCAUGGCUAUUGGUAUGCAUUCCACAAUGAUUGCACACGUAAAUCAUUUAAAUUCUUUUGGCUUCUUGAUUGCAAUGGCCUAGAUGAAAAAUGUGGAAAAUAUGGAAAUGUAUCAAAUAUAUUAUUUUGCAAUUCUUCCUUCUGCAAACACUGAAAUAAAUGCUUGGCCUUUCA